AACGUCAGCACGUGUUUACUAUUUGUCAGAUUUGGACUUUCGACUCCUUGGUGGCGCCUCUAAAAGUAAGAAUACACUGGACAACAAUGGUGAAGAUUUUCAUUGGUAACCUCUCUCAGCACGCUGGGAAGGAUGAAGUUGAGGCUCUGUUUAACCAGUAUGGCAAAGUGACAGAAUGUGCCAAGUACAAAAACUAUGCUUUUGUCCAUAUGGAAGACCGCAAAUCUGCUACCAAAGCCAUCCGUGAGCUCCAUCUGUAUAAGUUGAGUGGUAGGCCCAUCAAUGUGGAGCUGAGCAGAGGGAAGAACCAGUCCCCCCCUGUUAAGCUCCACAUUGCCAAUGUAGAAAAGGGAUCUGAUGAAGAGCUCCGCGCUCUCUUUGAAGAGUACGGCACAGUCACAGAGUGCUCCAUUGUGAAGAACUUUGCCUUUGUGCACAUGGCCAAUCAUGAGGAGGCCAUGGAUGCCAUAAAAGGCCUGGACAACACAGAGUUUCAAGGAAGUCGCAUACAUGUUCAGAUAUCAAAAAGCAGACCCAGAGGGGCACCCGAGGAGGAGGACUAUCCACCUCCGCCAGGCAGAGGAGGCUAUUAUCCUCCUCGCUACCCAGGGGAGAGGCCUGAGCCUCCCUACAGAGGCCACAUGUCCGCUUACCCUCCUCCGCCUCCGCCACCCCCUCCUCCGAGACGGGCACUCUAUCCUGCGCGUGGCUAUGGCGAACAAGACAGCUACGGGCUGGUUGAUUACUAUGAGAAAUACAGAGCCCGUCCUUACAGUGCCGAGGGCUAUGAUGAUAGGCGUGCCAUCCCCCCUCCUCCUCCUCCUCCCUCAGCACUGGUUAGAGAACGUCUUGGAAUGGGGUCCCUUGACCCAUAUGAACGCCGCCCGCUUCCACACGCUCCUCCAUCCUACAUGGUCAGGGACCGAAGCCCCAUCAGACGAGCCCCCCUUCCACCUGCUCCGUCAGCCGGUAACGGGUACUCCUAUGAGCGGUCCCGGCUCUCUCCAAUGUCCAGAGUUCCAAUGUAUGCAGCAGCUCCCCGCCCCAGGGACUCCUUUUCAGACAGAGCGCCGCCACCACCACCACCACCUCGCUAUGCAGGCUAUUAGGCACCCGAGUGUAAUAGAAGGUGAGAAAAGAGAGAAGAUGUUUCAUGACAUCAUAAGCUACACAGAUAAACCAUGAUUGAAAAAAAAAUUCAAAUGAAUGUGUACCGAAAUGAAUAAGAACUGAAUCCGUAAAUUGAGAAAGAAUCACGCUUUAAAUUAUCACCAUUAUGUUGAGCCUUAAUUCCUGCAGAUCUAGCUCAGCUAAUACAUCAAUAUACAAACAAACUUUGCUGGUAGACUCCUAAAACAUUGCUGCUUUAACGUCAAAAAUCAGUCUUGCGCGAUUCCUGAAUAAAAUGCGCUCCUUGACAUGUGUGGUGUGCUCUCUUUUCAGGUUUAGAAUAUGACAAGAUCGUCGUCGUCUGCUGAUGCAUGUGGUGCUAUACACCCUCCUUGUCUAUGGCGGAUUGCGUUGCGUUCGCCUGAGACUUACUGGAAGAUACUGAAUUGCGGAGAGCCCCGUACUUUAAAACAUAGGAUUCCAUGUCUACAGUUCACGUAUUCAUCUGAGCUGUUAUGCCUUUUCUGUUCCUCUGCUUGAUUUACUGUUUAAAGUGUUUUUCAGAAUAGGAUGCUGGUUUAGGUGCCUUAAUCUACUCCAGUGUGAUGCAGUGCUGCAAAACUUAGUCUUUCUAAAUGAAUAAGGCCUCUGGGAAACUGAUAUAAUAUUAUAACAAGGGAAGAUCAUUGUGUUCAGACUAAGGUUGGUGGGUGAUCACAAAAUGUUCAUCAAAAUCAGUUUAAAAAAUCAGUGUAGAAGUGCUUUAAUAUAAUCCUUGGUGUGGCAGGUUGUACAAUAAUCUCUUAAGAUUUGCGACACAUGUUAGCAUGACAAAUCAAAAGUUUCAGUGUGGUUUUGUUCUUUUUACACUUUGUGUUUAUCUUUUCUUGCGAAAACAGAAUCUAUAGCACCGUUAUGUAUGAUUUUUAUUCACUUCACAAGUUGCUUUUUAUUUGAAAGCUUUUUAAAUAAACGACUGAAACCAAAAAUGGCGUUUUAACUGUCAAAUUAUUCCACCCUGGGUAGGCCUUUUUAGCCCAAAGACUUUAUUCUCCAGAUCAGUUAUAUGUAGUAAUACCCAGGUGUUUGACUCAUAACACGCUUUCAGUUUAAUUCUCCACACCCUUGAGUUAUCAGCUUGACACAUGGUAGGUAAGCAAACUCAAAUAUGAACAAAAAGUCAACUUUGCUCCUGCCUUCCCCUUGGAAGACCCUAAAAGUUAAUACAGGAAACCCAGGAGUAACCAAACCGUCAAGUUUGCUUCUGUUUGCUAUAUUCUCCUGUGUCUACACGGACGUAUCUAAACUGCGUCCAUCGGCUGCUGUGCGUAGUCCCUUGUUCCUGUCCCUCAGCGUCUGCAUUUCCUACCUUGUGUCGAGCCAAUCAGAGUGGUUUCCUAGAAGUAGAACAAUAAUUAACUGAGAUUUGCACUGGCCCAUGUUUCUGUCUUCUUGCGACGAUUGUUCUGAAGUCUUGAUUUGCAUUCUUCAUUUCUUUAUCACAUUAUGUAUUGGUCACACUUUGCAUUACUGCUUUAACUCUCAAUAUUUAUGACCUGCGUAUAUGUAUCACAAAUUGCAUGCAGGCUUGGUAUUCUUAGUAUUUGUGCUCUUUGUAGGUUGUUAGACUCUAUGCAAGAGAUGUCAGCUCAUGGUAAGUCAUCCUCAGAAGAUAUCCAGCUUCCCGAAGAAAAGAGGUAGAUAUUGUUUAAACCAUACUGCAUACACACCUACCUAAGUCCUCAUUGGAAAAAGGGAAUUUUUAUCACAUUCUUAACACUUAAUCCUUUUAACAUUUUCCUCUUUUUUAAUUUGGUAAAGCAAAUACUUGAGCUUGUACUUCAUUUUUAAAUCAGUUGCAUUAAAUUUGGACUUAAACAAUUUCAGGAAAUUAUUGAAAAGUUGUAGUGUAGUAUUGAUAAUGUAAACUAGGUAUGAGAUAAUGGAAAACUGAUAGAAAUGUUUUAUUUCAUCAGUGAUGAGUGGGAUCUCUGACCCUGUGUCUGCGUUCACAGGCUCGUCUCUGCUCUGGCGACGAUAAAGGGGUCUUGACGUGUAUUCACAGGACUCUGAGCAUCAUGGGAUCCGACGGGGCUGCGGUUAAAGGAAGUGGAUUUUGUCCGGUUUUGGUCUGUUGUUUGGAGAACUGGAGUAAAUGGCCCAGCGCAGGAAACCUGCAUGAUGCAUCUUCGUGCCUUGCAGCUGAUGACACCAAAACAAUGGGGUUGGACUCAGUCCUAUAGGACUCUCAAACUUGAAUAAAGCUUGAUCCCAUCCGUAAAUGGGACACCACAAAGUGCUUUACGAGGGAAGCCAAAUUCACCCAUUUACACACGUUCAUGCAGCGCUUUUUCCUACAUAUAGCACUUUUCUACCAUACACACACUCGCACAAUGAUGACACGUCAGGGGCAACUCGGGCUUCAGUAUCUUGCUCAAGGACACUUUGAAAUGCAAACUGGAAGAGCUGGGAAUCCUGAGCCACACAUCUCACCCGACAAAGGCCCUGUGACCUCUCACCUGAAAAACGUAGUGUAACCAUUGUAACUGAGUUUUGAUACAGUCUUUAAGGCCUGGAAUAUUUCCUUGAAAACUAUGCAUGACUUUGUAUUUACAACUGUUAAAUAUAAUUUACUAUUAUCUUUAUUUUUGUGUACCUACAACUCUUUCAUACACUGUAUAUUACAGUUUUUUUUUAACAUGGAUAUAGACUUUUGGUAUGCCCUUUCAGAAUAAAAUGUUUAAACAUGAUAAGAAGGUUGUUUGUC
This is a messenger RNA of Seriola aureovittata, 3877 nucleotides long. Its product is annotated as RNA-binding protein 4B-like. Gene Ontology annotation, molecular function: mRNA binding. The coding region runs from base 87 to 1109 and encodes 340 amino acids. Lineage: Eukaryota; Metazoa; Chordata; Actinopteri; Carangiformes; Carangidae. Gene Ontology annotation, biological process: mRNA splicing, via spliceosome. The record is from RefSeq and is a predicted model, not a curated record. Gene Ontology annotation, cellular component: nuclear speck; cytosol. The transcript is spliced from 4 exons.